Messenger RNA from Epithele typhae, 1080 nucleotides. RefSeq lists its product as uncharacterized. Bases 1 to 1080 code for a protein of 359 amino acids. Gene Ontology annotation, molecular function: transcription coregulator activity; histone H3K9 demethylase activity; chromatin DNA binding. Lineage: Eukaryota; Fungi; Basidiomycota; Agaricomycetes; Polyporales; Epitheliaceae. Gene Ontology annotation, biological process: regulation of transcription by RNA polymerase II. Gene Ontology annotation, cellular component: chromatin; histone deacetylase complex. The record is from RefSeq and is a predicted model, not a curated record. The transcript has 4 exons.
AUGCCCGAUAGACGGAUCACUCUACGCCCCGAACGGACGCCGGGGGCGCCCAUCGACAUACCCACCUUUCAAAACGGUGCUUUCUCAGAGGACGAUUUCUACUCUGUUUGGGAGCGCAACAAACUCGUGGUCGUUAGGGGCAUCGAUCGGACUCUCCAAGGCGCCUGGACUCCCGCGUUUCUUAUGAAGAGGUUCGGCCGGGAAAGGGUCAAACCCAUCUAUUGCGGCACUGACAUUGAAGCCGAGGGCGAAUACACGCUUGCCGACUUCUUAAGUGCAUUUGAAGGCGGCGACUCAUGUGAUGCACUCAAGCUGAAGGACUGGCCACCUCAAGAUUUGUUUCGCCAGAAGUUCCCAGACUAUCAUGAUAGUUUUAUAGAAGCGAUCCCGGUUCCUACAAGAGACGUUGCGGCUUUGAACGGGGUGAAAAAUCUCGCCGCUCACUUUGAUCGGAGCGGCUGCCCUCCUGAUCUCGGUCCCAAAAUGUACGUUGCAUACGGUAAUCCCCACAGCUCUCAUGGGACCACCAAACUCCAUCUCGACUUCACUGAUGCCGUCAACCUCAUGACGUUCUGCCCCGAUCCGAGUCAAGUCGGGGCUGUAUGGCAUGCUUCACCUCCGGAGAGCCAGCCGCAUAUCCGGCACCAUCUACGGACCAUGUAUCCGACGGAAUAUGAGAGGACAGACCCCAUCCACUCACAGGAAUCUUACAUCACAGAUCAGGUUUGGGAGGAUCUAAGAUUGCAGUACGGUGUUCAAUAUGUACGGAUUGAACAGUUUGUUGGCGACGCGAUUUUCAUUCCGGCAGGAUGGCCCCACCAGGAAGGUUCUUCCCGCAUUCAUGGCCUCUCAAUACUGAUCAAUGCGGUCAAAAUCGCCUGUGACUUCGUCUCACUGCACAACCUCGAUGUAACAGCUGGCAUGGUUCCUCAACAGCGAGCCCAUCGCCUGAACAGCGGCGGCCACGGCGAAGACUUACUGCAGCUAGACACCCUCGUAUGGCAUGCAUGGCGAUCUCUGUCCACGUUUCCUGCGUCUGCGAUGCUAACAGAGGCUCAAUUCAUCGGCGGCGGUAUGUAA